Molecule: messenger RNA, 4507 nt
Organism: Neoarius graeffei (lesser salmon catfish)
Lineage: Eukaryota; Metazoa; Chordata; Actinopteri; Siluriformes; Ariidae
Exons: 5
Coding region: 1711-2400 (229 amino acids)
Source: RefSeq, a predicted model, not a curated record
UCAAGUUUCCCAGAGAUCCCAAGCUGCAUGCGAAGUGGGUGAAGCAAGUCAGGCGCACUCAUGACAAGUGGGAGCCCUCACCAACAUCCGUCCUGUGCUCUGAACACUUCGAUUUGGAUUGUUUUGACACCCUUCCCAGCUUAAAGGAAUCUCUUGGGUGUUCAGUUCAGCACAAACAUGUGUUACUACCAUCAGCAGUGCCUACAGUAUUCCGGAGGGGGUCUACUAGUAGCUACGCCGGAUCCAGCAGUCGCCUGGGACAAGCCGACUCCUCCAAAGACAGUCCUCCUGUCAGAACAUGUGUUGAGAAACGACAUAAGAUAAAGGUACGUAGAGCUAUAGAGUGCUCCGACAUGAUGCUAAAAAUAGUAACUAUGCGGUCUGCGCGGCCAUCUUGGAAGUGACUCGCUCCAGAGCGCUCAUAGAGUACACAUCAUAGAGUACACAUUCAUAAUAAUCAUAAAUGUAAUCAUAAAGUCGGCGUGAUAUCAGUCAUGUAUUUGCUUGUGAAAGCUUGCACUGUAUUCGAUGGUGUUGGAUGGUUUGUUUACGUCUUCUUAGUACUAAUACAAAAAAAACUGAUCUAUGGGUAUGGGCAUCAUAUCGCCUAGUCUUCCUCCUCACUUGCUGGUUUGUUGAUGUGACAGAUUUGUAGUAGCAGUUGUAGUAUUUUGCCUUUGCAUUGUGGUCUCUUAUUGCCAAGUUGAAAGAAUUUGUUUCUCAAAGCAAACACUGAGGGAAAGCUAACUUAGCCAGACAAGUAGGCUACAGAUUGUCAUUUGCUUACGCUGAUGUAGGUUAUCAAAUAUUUUGCUUCAUUCAAGGAUAAAACUAAGAAGCCAUAAACUAGAAGACGUGCCUGCUAAUAUUAUCCUAAAUGUAUCACGGAUCAGGCAUAGUCGUAAGCUUAUUAUGUUAGCCGUUUGCAUGCUCCAUUAGGAACUAUGUAUUCAGUGUAGCAUACGGCUUACAUGAUAUAAGCAGUGUUUACACAUGCAAGACAACAAUACACAAUAUUAAAAUAUUGAUUCCGUAACAUUUUGAACAAAUACGGGUUGACCUACCAAUCCUUGUUAUCCAACCUUGUGGUGUUCAAUGCUGGGCUGUCUGCCUGUCCGCUGUCCAUCUCGGAGUCGCUCUCAGAUUGCACAGUAACAGGUUCAAACCUGUAUGGUUGGAUGCACCCGUGUUUGUCAUCACAUGAUUCUUCCGAUCUAUCCCACUCUCAACACAAUUCUAGACUCCCAGAAGAGGAAGAGCUAGAGAGUUCACCAGCGUUUUCAUGCGCCAUUUCCAUUGAGUAGAACAGCCAGUGAACCGCAGCAUGUUCUUCCGCUGACGUCACAACAUGGCCGCGAGCCACGGACCCAGUUUUCUUGCGCUGUGCAAUUAAAAGUUGGAUAUUCGCGUAACAACAGCUUCUUUUCACGUAAUUAUAACAGAAAUCUAACAUGUUUGCCAUGUUGUAUAGUUUAUUUAAGAAAUUGCAUAGAGUCAUGUUCGUGUCAUCAGCCCUUUAAUGUGAGGUUGCUUUUUGAAGCACCUUUAAACUCUGGAGGAGAUGAAUGAAGGGGGGGAAAAAGUUGUGGUCAAAACGUCAACAUACACUUCCGCACACUUCUGCAUCUGAACAUCAGCAGGCGUGUUUCCUGACUAAAUCAGACUCGCUGCAGUGCGUUUCGAGCUUCUGGACAGCGUUCAAAUGUCAUCAUGAGGAUCUUUCAGCUUCACGUUUAUCUACUUGUGUGCUGUGGAGCUGCAGAAGGUUUCAUCGAGAAGUCGGUGAAUUUGGGACAAAAUGUGACUCUAAAGUGUGAGGUGUCUGUAAGUGAUGUGUUCUGGUUCCUGAUGAAGCCGUCAGAACCUCCAGUUUAUAUAUUACGCUCUUACUCAGGCCAGUCCCUGAGUGCAGAAUACAGUAACACGACCUUCAGCAAGACUUUCUCACUGCAAUAUAACAACAGUUUAUUUAUUCACAAUAUCAGUACUAAUGAAUUAGGAGUGUAUUACUGUAUUCAGACUGGGUCACCUCCCGACAUCAGCAGUGGAAUCAGACUUUACAUCCAGAAUCACUCAGCUGAGAAUCAGGGGUGUAAAAUUGAGCAGUGCCAGAAUCAGACAAUCAGUACACCUGGAGAAACCCAGAGAAACCUCGUUCCCAUUCUCACCAUAUUAGUAAUAAUGAACCUGGCUCUGGCUGUUACAGUUACAGUUUUUACAGUUAGUCACUGCAGAAGAUCUCCAAAAGCUCCAGCACAAGCUCCAGAUCCUGGUUUACAACAACAUCAGGACACCACCAGCCUUGUGUAUGCUCAGGUGCAGCAUGUACCGACUAAAGGACGCAUCAGGAUGACCGAACUCAACAGCACAUACGCACUCCUGCAGCCCGUGAACCCGUGACCCGACGCAACACGUGGACUUCACGAAGGUCAUCACAGGCAGAAAGAAGCCCCGCUCUUACAGCUACUGAUAUGUAAUGGACAAUUCACACGAGUCAUUUUGUAAAACCAGACGAAUUGAUUCACAAGCAUGAACAAACCUUUUUAGACUUUUUGAAGGCCUAAAUUUAUAAAAGAGGCCUAAAGUGCUUUUCUGAUGCUGUUCGAGUUGUGAAUUAAACCUGGAGUCACUUAAGGAGACGAUCUGGAAGAUUUGAAUAAGUGAGUCAUUGGACUGAAGUGAGUCGUGAUUCAGACACUUAAGGGUUCUGAGUAGAAUGUCAGCCAUUUUGAGAAACAUAAAAAAAAGGAAGGAGGGGGCGAGCGUUGUGGUCCCGCUGGCCAUGAGAUUUCCCAGAAUGCACUGACAGUGUUUCAGUUUAAACCCUGAGGUACUGUUAUCCUGCGGUUCAACUGGCCUCGAUAGUGUGGGAAGUUGCAUCAUUUCAGACUUCUGUGCAUUUGAGCUACAAAGUUGGGAAGAAACCACAGACGUCUCCAUGCCAGCUAACUGCAAUGUAAAGCAAUGUAUAGUUAGUGUUAUAGAUUUAACAAAUUGAUCUAAAGCAAAUACCUGUAUACACUCAUUUAAAAGUAAGAAUUUGUUUGCUGAAGCUGCCAUUUUGAUUUGCCCUGACUUGCUAAACUCGAGGUCAAGGAGACGACUCGAUGAGCUGGAAUUGAGUCGAGGAACGUUUUCCUUAGUCAGAGAUUAGAAAUGAUGUCUUUGACUAAAGGUCAUCACUCAGCAUUGGCGUUACACCUUUUGCUCACUUGUUCUGUUCAUCCUGCAGAGUUUUGACAAGCUACUUAUAUUGUUCUCGUUUUCUUAUUGAGCACAAGUCACACAUCCUGUAAAAAUAUUUUUUUAAAAAAACUUAAUUUAUUCAAUUCCCUUUGAUUGUAUGGAGCUACAUGCAGCUCUUCAGUGACUGAACACUGGAACGUUAUAUGAGCGGCCAACGUGGAAUGUCGUUCUCACCCCCACCUUUUGGUAUCAUGACGGAAAGAGGCGGAGUCAGUUAACUGGUUACUUGAUUACACAACCCAAGUCCUGCCUCCCAAAGUUUGAACUGCAGCAGUGAUGCAGGUAAUAUAUUAGCAUUUUCAACUAAGAUUUUUAAACACUGACUUAAAAUAUUUUGUUUCAAGGUGAGAUGAAGCAAAUCUAAAUUAAAUGCUUUUAAUGGGAAAUUAUACUGAAACCACACCUACUGUAACCUUUAUAACUGGGAAACAAUUACUCUAAACAUUGCGAGUCUGUGAUACGGGUAUUGUUAAAGAUUCGUGCAUUGUGCUCAGCUCGGUCUCUUUUUUUUUUUUUUCUUUCUCUCCCUCGUCUGUGGUUUUUGCACCUCCUGCCACUGCGCAAGAUUGAGUUGAAGGCAGUCUGGCCUUAGAGAAAGUGGCAGAAAGGGCUUUGCUACGUGUGAAUUGUGGCUAAAGUGUAUUGAGUCUCCUUUUUGAAUAGUUUCUCAUUCAUUUCUUAAUCUUUUACUGAACAUGAGUUAAAAAAAAAGUGAUUCUUUGAGUCAGGCUCGUUUGAACACGUCACUGAGUCGUACUCAUGAGAAUUCAUGUUAAGUCACGUGAUUCAACCACAAACUCUCCAGAAUAUAUUAGUGAAAAGUGAUAACAGUUUCUGAGAAUUCUCACUUCAAAAGAUCAGAUUCUUAGACAUGAUGAGUGGAAAAGAUCUGUAGUGUGUUUGGUACGAGCUUGUCCUCGAAAACCAAAGUUCCUUUUUCACAAUAGCAGGUGACAGAAGCCUAACAAGUAAACUUUGCUUGGAGCCACUUAUUUGUAAUUUGCCAGUAAAAGUUUUAUUUCAGCUAAACUUUAGUCAUAUGAUUGAUGGAGAACAGAAAAAAAGAUGAAUAUACUGGAGAUAGAGGAGGGCUGAGAAACUAAACUAUUGAGAUCAAACACAUUGAGAUUUUAUGAAAUCAUUUUGUUCUUUUGGUCACUGUGACUUGCUACAUUUCAGAUAAAAAAAAACAUUAUCAGUUGUAACCAAUUGUCUGAUUUUGGAUGUAUAUUUUUAUUUCCAAAUAAAAUCAUGUCGGUGA